This is a messenger RNA of Corvus hawaiiensis (hawaiian crow), 3357 nucleotides long. RefSeq names its product 3-hydroxymethyl-3-methylglutaryl-CoA lyase like 1 (gene HMGCLL1). The transcript is spliced from 8 exons. NCBI's taxonomy places the organism in Eukaryota, Metazoa, Chordata, Aves, Passeriformes, Corvidae. The coding region runs from base 62 to 913 and encodes 283 amino acids. The record is from RefSeq and is a predicted model, not a curated record. Gene Ontology annotation, cellular component: endoplasmic reticulum; cytosol. Gene Ontology annotation, biological process: L-leucine catabolic process; ketone body biosynthetic process. Gene Ontology annotation, molecular function: hydroxymethylglutaryl-CoA lyase activity.
GCUGCUCGCCUGCGGGUCGGGAGGCUGCGCCCACCCUGCGGCGGCGGCUGCCGGGCGAGCCAUGGGCACGGUGCCGUCCGCGCUGAAGCACUGCCUCAGCUACCAGCACCUCCUCAAGGAGCAGCUGUGGAUCGCGGAGCCGCCCGCGGCCGCGCACCCCGCGCAGGAACCUCAAGCAUUUGGACUGCCUGAGUACAUAAAGAUUGUAGAAGUUGGGCCAAGGGAUGGAUUACAAAAUGAAAAGGUGAUAGUCCCAACAGAUAUAAAAAUUGAGUUAAUCAACCAGCUUUCCAAAACAGGCCUGCCUGCAAUAGAAGUGACCAGUUUCGUUUCAUCCAAAUGGGUCCCUCAGAUGGCAGAUCACAAAGAAGUAAUGAGGGGCAUUGAGCGGCAUCCUGGAGUCCAGUAUCCCGUUCUCACACCUAAUCUUCAAGGUUUUCAUUCUGCUAUCGCAGCAGGAGCUACAGAAGUCUCAGUAUUUGGUGCAGCGUCUGAAUCUUUUAGCAAAAUGAAUAUUAACUGUUCAAUUGAAGAAAGCAUAGAAAAGUUUGAAGCAGUCACUAAAUCUGCAAGGAAUAUGAAUAUUCCAGUGCGUGGGUAUGUGUCCUGUGCCUUGGGAUGCCCAUAUGAAGGAAAUGUCAUACCAGAAAAAGUGGCAGAAGUAUCUAAGCGGCUGUACAGUAUGGGCUGUUAUGAAAUCUCUCUGGGAGAUACAAUUGGUGUGGGGACGCCUGGAAGUAUGAAAAAAUUGUUGGAAGCUGUUAUGAAAGAAAUUCCUUUGAGUGCUCUUGCUGUUCACUGUCAUGACACGUAUGGCCAAGCAUUAGCCAAUAUCCUCACAGCCAUACAGGUGCCAGAUUACGUUUGCAGACAUUUUCCUCUUAAGUUUUCAGACCUGCAUUUCUGUGACUGACAUAAAAGAAUAUACCUGUAAUGCCCAUAAUGAUGAACUUCCAAAUAAAUAUAUCAUAUGUAAGAACAUUUCUCUAUUAGAAAAUUCACUUAACAUUUGUAUCCUGCAGUCAGUUCUUUCACAUUCGAUUUGUCUGGCAUAUUUUAGUAGAUACCCUACAAGGAUGAGGACUCAUCCUAGCUUAUGCCAGGGAAUGACUAGUAGUUACAGCUAGAAGCCAAGCAAGUUAGAGAAGCUAAAUAAAAUAGAGAAAUGAUAAAAUAAAAUAAUGGUAAAAUGGCAUGAAGGUAUGGAUAGAAGUGGUGGAAGGCUGAAAGGGAAAAAGGCAAAUGCAUGUGUAUAGUAAAUCCAGAUAAAUUGUUUCAGGGUUUCUGUUGGUGAUUUAUUACCUUUUUACUGAAUUACACAUACAAACGUGUACAGUCACUGUUUAAUCUCUUGAUAUAAAAAGAAGCGACAGGAUAAUUUUCUUGAAGUACAGUUUUACAAAACUAUGUUGUAAAAAGUUAUAAGCCCAAUUCCUUUAGCUUAGUUUUCAUGAGAUUUAUGUACUGAUCAAGAAAGAAAAAAAAACCCCAAACAAUACUGUAUUAUUCUUUAUUUGUAAGCAAUGCUCUUUUUUUAUUUCCCUGGAAAGCACAAUCAUCCAGAGCUAUAGUGCAGUACAAUGAAUUGACACUUCUGUUUUAAGGCAGAGAAGAUAGAUAAGCAACUAUGAAAACAUGUGAAGCCUUGCUUGUACUCAUUGUGCUAGGAAUUUCUCCUAUAACAGUGCAUACAAACUUUUUAGCUGAGGAAGCCAGUCCAGCCACAUUUUUCUGUUGCACAAAUCAAAAAAUACUAGUUUUGGGGAGUUCAAUAAUAACUGACAAAAUGAACUUGUAGGUAUUGAUCUGCCAAAAUUCUUGCUUCAAUAAUGCAUUAAAUGAUACUAGUAUUUUGGGGUUUUUUCAGCAGUGUGAUGGGGCACUCACUACCUGGCAAUUAAAUUAUUCAUAUCUGAUCUAAAUUUUAACAGAGCAAAGAAUAGUCAUGACAGUUCAGUUAAAAUUUCAACACAGUCUUACAGACUAUUUUUCUAAGCUAAUAGGGAGGUACUGUAUGGAAUUAAGGAGGUACAGGAGACAGGAGGCAUAGCAUCUUGGCUUGGCUUUUUCUUUUUUUUUUUACUUUAUUCGUAAAACAGAAAUAAGGCUUAUCUCUUAGUUUGUGAAAUGCUAGAAAAAAACCAGAGGAAGAUCAUCAGACCAGUACAAAUAGUUUUUAUGAAGAUUUAAAACUAAUUUUUGAAAUUGGAAUUUAAAAACAGAAUAGAUUUCAAGUUUUGUGUAGAAUGUAAUUUUUAGAUUAAAAAAGCUAAGGUAUCUGAAUAAGCAAAUGAUCAAAAUACAUACAUGCCUAAUCAAAUUAUCUGAGCCUGUAACCUUCCAUUUCUUUUACCCUGCACAACUUGGCACUCUGAAGACAUUAUGUAGCACAAUGUGAGCAUAGGAGAGACUUGCCAUAUGAAGCAUGCACAUAUUUGGGAAUAUUGAAAAAAAAAUCAAUAUUUUUGAGGAAUAGCAUAGAAAUGGAAAGGCUUCAGCGCACCUCACAAAUUUGCUUUUCUCUGCUGUUUACAAAUAUAUGCCAGGAAGCUGCAGAAGACUUAACAGAGAUCUCCAGAAACUAAUUUCAAGGUUCAGAUAGGGAAAAGUUACAAAAAAAUUCAGCUUGACUGAGAAUAGCUGUACAGAAUUCAGGAAGGACUGGUCAUGCUUCAGUAUUUUGCUGGAAUUCUUUGAGGCAAUCACUGCCAAAGAAGACAAAGGAUGUACAAUGGCCAUCAUAUGCUUUGAUUUUUCAGAAAACAGUUUGAAGUGUUCAGCACUGGAAGUUAAUAUUAAGGUGUGGAGGCAUGUAAUAAGUGGAAAGUUGGCUAAAUGGCAGGAAAAAAAUGGAAUUAUGAAAUGGAAUUUCUUUAAGCUGGAAAGCACCCAUCAGCAGGGUUGUGGGUAUAUUGUUUUGUGGGUCCUAGGUUUUCCUGCUUAAAUGAAUACUUUGCGGUACCAUAAUGCUCAUGUUAAGGGCAAUUGUUUUAACUUGUAGAAAUUAAAUUUUUUCAAAGUUCAGAUUUCCAUUGUGAGAAACAGGAUAGCUAGCACAAUUUCUAAGUGGAAAUCUGUGUAAUAUUCUAAAACAUGCAAAAGAAAAUAUUUGAGAUCAAACAUAAGAGAAUGGGAAUACACAUAAUUUUAGGUAAUGCAAGAAACUUUAUUACAACAUGCAUGUUCUUUUAAAUAAGGGUAUUCCUAGAUUUCUACUUUUGGAUUUUUAUAAGAAUUAAAUUAUCCUGGGAACUUACUAGGUAUUUUCUGGGUUUGAAAGUACAAACAGUACUUCUGAAUUAUUUGUUAGCAAACUAGGAGAAGUGUUGGCAGUAAAAUAAAAUUCUUUAGAAAACA